Molecule: messenger RNA, 1308 nt
Organism: Anthostomella pinea
Lineage: Eukaryota; Fungi; Ascomycota; Sordariomycetes; Xylariales; Xylariaceae
Source: the annotation of a GenBank genome assembly
AUGGCGGCACACCCGUCCUCCACCUCGACACCACAACCGCCUCCUCCCUCUGCGCCCUCCUCCUCCUCCUCCUCCUCCUCCCCAUCUCUCUCCAAACCGCAAGCUCGCCAGCAACAGCAAAAACCAUCGCAGCCGCAGCCACCGCUCAAGCAGAAGAUGGCGCUCGGCCUCAAGUCGCUCUUUGGGAAGCUCGGGGUCGCUGGCGGCGGCUCCCAGCCCACGGCGGCGAAGAUGGCGGAGCUCUUCCCGCCGACGGACCCGGCGGUUGACGGCGAGGACUGCGACCACGACUGCGAGAGCUGCCAUGUGUCGUACCCGCGCGGCUUUAAGAUCGACGAUGAGGAUUUGCUGUACGGCCACAUCAAGGGCUGGAGCACGCACGUGCUAGUUGCCACCGGCAAGACCGACUGGGUGCGCGACGUUGAGGACGAGAAGGGGAGUGUCAUGCAGGCCUUUGGGCGCGCGGAGAAGCCGGAAAAUGGGCGCCUCAUGCUCUCCGCCUCCAACAUCCCGACGCCCUCGCACCAUGCCGACUACGCCGAGCCCACGACAAUCGUGCUCCUCCCCGCCUUCACCAUCAUCGAAAACGUCACGCCGGCCGCGGUUCCCGCCCUCAUCUCCGCAUACAUCAACCGCGCACCCACCAACACCGACCCGCUAUCCCCAGUCUCACUCCCGAAAUCCUUACCCCUACCCGACGACGUCAAGCUCCAGCACCCCGAGGCGAGGGAGCUGCUCGCGCGCCCCAGUCCGCACCGGGCGCUGAUCCUCCUCUGCUCGCAGAAGACCCGCGACGCGCGCUGCGGACAGAGCGCGCCGAUCCUGCGCAAGGAGCUGGAACGCCACCUGCGGCCCCUGGGCCUGUUCCGCGACCUCGACGACGAGCGGCCGGGCGGCGUGGGCGUUUAUUUUAUUAGUCACGUCGGCGGGCACAAGUACUCGGCCAACAUGAUGGUGUACCGCCGGCCGGACGCGUUCGGCGUCGACGGCGUGGAGAGGGGCCGGUUGGGGCCCGGUGAAGAGGUGCGGGUUGUGCAGAAGACGGUUGCGAAGAAGGCGACGGAGGCGCCUGUUGUUGCGACUGCUGGGGAGGGUGCACAAGAAAAGGAGAGUGGGGUGGAGAAGGUAGAAGGGGCGGAAGAAGCAGAAGCAGACGUCGGCGCCGCGCAGUGCAUAUGGCUCGCGCGCGUCAGGCCCGAGGACUGCGAGAACAUCGUCAAGUUCACGGUGCUGCAGGGCAAGGUCGUCAAAGCUGACAGCCAGCUGCGGGGCGGGUUUGAUCGCGGCAAGGGGUUGUUGAGUUGGUGA